This is a messenger RNA of Drosophila willistoni, 2743 nucleotides long. It is a transcript of the gene TM9SF3, whose product is annotated as transmembrane 9 superfamily member 3. Bases 397 to 2157 code for a protein of 586 amino acids. The transcript has 5 exons. Gene Ontology annotation, biological process: protein localization to membrane. The record is from RefSeq and is a predicted model, not a curated record. Gene Ontology annotation, cellular component: membrane. Lineage: Eukaryota; Metazoa; Arthropoda; Insecta; Diptera; Drosophilidae.
GACUAUACAUGAAGUGUGGCGAGUUUUUGUUCAAUUUGUUUUGUUUUUAUUUUUGAGACUAACAGUAAAUUAAGUAUACGUAUACAGGUGCAAGCAAGUAACCCAUCAUCAUCAUACCGCUCGUAACACUUCCCCCUCGAAACCGCCACACACGCACACUCACACAAACACACACACACUCAAGCACAACAGAGAGACGGAAAAAAAGAAGAAGCGAAAAAAAGCAUAAUAAAUAAAUUUUGUUUUAAACGCACACUAAAAGGGACCCCAAUUUGGCAGCUGCAAAAACGGGAAGGAAAAACCUUAAAGGGUGACAGUGAGUGUGACAGAGAGAGAGAGAGGGAGUGUGAGUGAGUGGAGGAGCAGCAACAGCAGCAGCAGGAACUCCACAUCAAUAUGGCCAAGACAGGCAACUUUUCCUGGCUGCUAAUCGUUCUUGUCAGCGCGAACUGCUACGUGUCCAGCAGAGCAGAUGAACACACACACAAGUACAAUGACCAAGAGGAAGUGGUCCUUUGGAUGAAUACAGUGGGUCCAUAUCAUAAUCGCCAAGAGACAUAUGCCUAUUUCUCAUUACCAUUCUGCCGCGGCACAAAAGAUACAAUUUCCCAUUACCAUGAGACGCUAAGCGAGGCUCUGCAAGGUGUCGAACUUGAAUUGAGUGGCUAUCAAAUGGCCUUCGCCCAGAAUAAGAAACGCAAUGUCAUCUGCGGCGUUGAAUUGACGGAGGAGAAGACCAAAGCCUUUACCUAUGCCGUUAUGAAUGAAUAUUGGUAUCAAAUGUAUAUCGAUGGCCUGCCCAUUUGGGGUAAAGUCGGUGAACGUGAUGAGCGCGAUGGCAAAUAUUAUAUAUUCACGCAUAAGAAAUUCGAUAUCGGCUAUAAUGGUCAGCAAAUCGUUGAUAUCACUUUGACAACGGAUGCACGACAAGAGCUAAAAGCUGGAGCCAAAAUUGAAUUCUCCUAUGAAGUCAACUGGAAGACAAGCAAAGUGGAAUUCAAGAAUCGUUUUGAUAAAUAUUUGGAUCCAAAUUUCUUUCAGCACAGGAUUCAUUGGUUCAGCAUUUUCAAUAGCUUCAUGAUGGUUAUAUUCCUUGUUGGUCUCGUUUCAAUGAUAUUGAUGCGUACAUUGCGCAAGGAUUAUGCACGCUAUAGCAAGGAUGAGGAGGUCGAUGAUAUGGAACGUGAUUUGGGCGAUGAAUAUGGCUGGAAGCAGGUCCAUGGCGAUGUCUUUCGUUCGCCACCGAAUGCUCUACUCUUCUCGGCCCUGGUUGGUGCUGGCUAUCAAUUGAUAUCGGUUGUUUUCUGUGUCAUCAUGUUUGCCAUUGUGGGUGAAUUGUAUACGGAACGUGGCUCAAUGCUAUCGACAGCGAUCUUUGUAUAUGCAGCAACAUCACCGAUUAAUGGCUAUUUCGGUGGCUCACUCUAUGCCCGUUUGGGUGGACGUUUGUGGAUACGUCAGAUGUUGGUAUCGGCAUUCACUGUACCGGUCGCUGUAUGUGGCACAGCAUUUAUGAUCAAUUUCAUAGCCAUCGGCUAUCAUGCAUCGAGAGCCAUUCCAUUUGGCACAAUGGUCGCUGUCACUUGUAUAUGUCUAUUUGUUAUAUUACCAUUGACAUUGGUUGGCACCGUUGUGGGACGGAAUUUGGAUGGCCAACCGGAUUUCCCAUGCCGUGUGAAUGCUGUACCACGACCCAUACCCGAAAAGAAAUGGUAUAUGGAGCCAUUGAUUAUAGUGCUGCUGGGUGGCGUUUUACCCUUUGGUUCCAUUUUCAUUGAAAUGUACUUUAUAUUCACAUCAUUUUGGGCAUAUAAAAUCUAUUAUGUUUAUGGAUUUAUGCUACUGGUAUUCACCAUACUCACUGUGGUCACUGUCUGUGUGACAAUUGUUUGCACAUAUUUCUUGCUUAAUGCCGAGGAUUAUAGAUGGCAAUGGACGAGCUUUAUGGCCGCUGGCUCCACAUCGAUCUAUGUGUAUGCCUAUUCAUUUUACUACUUUUUCUUUAAGACCAAAAUGUUUGGCCUAUUUCAAACGGCCUUCUAUUUUGGUUAUAUGGCCUUAUUUAGCGGCGCCUUGGGUAUCAUUUGCGGCACUGUUGGCUAUGUGGGCACAAAUCUAUUUGUUCGCAAAAUCUAUUCCAAUGUGAAAAUAGACUAAUUUACCCCAACCUAACUAUAUAUAUAUAUAUAUAUAUAUAUAUAUAAAGAAAGAACCUUUAACCCUCUCCUCCCACACUUCUCUAACUCUGUUUAACACAAACAUCCAAAAACAACCAAGCAUUAUCAAUCGAAAAAUUUAUAUUUAUUUAUGUAGAAUUUUAGAUUAACUACCAUAAAAAAAAACCUUUUUUUUCUUUUUGUUUUCUUCUCUCUUUAUUCUCCUUGCGUUUUUGCUCAAAAAUCUCAUUUACCAAAGUUGCAAUAUCCCAAAUAUAUAUAAUUUGUUUCCUUGAUGAUGAUCUAUAUAUAUAUAUAUAUGCAUAAUUCGUAUAUAUAUAUGUAUAGCAUGUGUCUGUGUUUUAUAUGAAAAAAAAGAAACUUAUCAAACUUAUCAAAAAAUAAUGAAAAAACAAAAACAACGGGCAAGAUGAAUAACGAAAAAUGUGACUUCAACUUAUUUUUUGCGCCAAUUAAGUUUAUGUACGUGAGAGAUGCUGAUGAUUUAGCCAUAGUCGAUAAAUAUAAUUAUUAAUAUUAAUAAUAAUAUAAUAAAAUGAAAACAAAUUCAAAUAUGUAAAACCAAA